UUUACAUUCCAAAAACCCUACCCCAUCCCUCAACUCUAAACCCUAAGUUUAGAUUAGUUAACCCUAAGAGUAUAAUUGUAUUUUACCCUUCAUUAAAAAUGAAGGUAAAAGUGGUUAGUGUAAACAUGAAAAUGGUACUAUGAAUGUGGUAUUUGUGACAAUUUCCCUCUAUUUUAAUAUAUAAGAUACUCUUGACGAAACAUCUAUCAAAAUCCUAGCCUUCUACGCAAGCCACCUCUUAGUUUACCGGAAAUGGGUAAUAUUCUCCGGAUUAAUCCCCUUUCAGCUCUACUAGUGUGUGAAUGGAAACAUGCAAAAGUGCGGUUUUCUAAGUGUGGUUUUCAAAUACGCAUUUAGGAUCUGAAUGGUAACUGCGGAUUUGAUAAAAUAAACGGUGUGGAAUUAAAGUGCGGUACGGUCCAACUGCGGUUUGUGAGACAAGUGCCGUUUUGAUAGAAAAAUAGUGCGGUUUUGGUAGAUAAGUAGUGUGGUUUUGUAGAAAAAUAAAGUAAAAUAAAAUAUAUUUAAGAUAAUUACAAUUAAAUUUGUUUGCUUAGUGAUAAAUACAAAAUUCUAAAAAUAAUUUUAAUAAAAAACUGAUUGUAAUUUAUGUAUUUUAUAUAAAUUAUUUAUUAAAAUACUGUUACUAAUUUUUUUUCCUAUUAUAAAUAAAUAAAAUUUACUUUAUUUUAUAUGAUGCACAAUCAUACUAAAAAAUAAAGAAUAAUUUCAAUUUUACUACAAAUUUUAUACGAUAAAUUUGAUACCACUUUUCAAAUUUACUUUUUAGAGAUGACUAUUUUCAUAAAUACCUUAAUUUUGGAAAAACUAAAAACUAAAAUAACAUUUCUAAAUAAUUUAUAAAAUAUUUAUAAAAAAUUUAUUUAGCUAACACCACCCUCUAAAAAUAGUUUUCUUUUGUAUAAAAAUAGUUUUUUUUAUUAAACUAAAAUUAAAGUUUACUUAUAAAUAUUUAUAAAACCAAUCAGUUUUCUUUUGUAUAAAAAUAGAACCAGAGUCUGUUUAUAUAUUUUAUGUUUUGUAAUAAAUAGGAAUAUUUAAAUUAAAUAAUAAUAUAGUCUAGUGGGAAAAUGCACGUAGAUCUAUGUGUUUAUAAUUAUUUAAUUGAAUACAAUUCUUAUUAUACUGUAUAUUUAUUAUUAAAAUAAAAUAAACUGCUAGUGUUAGUGCGUUAUUCAUGUGAACCGCUAGUUAUAUGCAGCUAAAAAUUUUAAGUGUGUUUUUCUAAUUAGUAGACUAUUUUGGACAUGAUAAAAUCACCUGCGUUUUUGUAUUUUCCCUUUCCAAAUACUGUACCUUUUUAAAUUGAUUGGGUGGUGACUGAAUAGCGGUUUUACAAAUUCCGCUCUGAAAACCGCGAAUAGAAGGUCGCCAUUCAUUAUCUUAAACACCAAUCAUAACUAAAACUAAAAGCGGGACGUAUUUGGUUCAAUAACGCUUUUGUAAAUUGUAAUACCGCAUAAAAAUUAUUUUUUUGUUUGUUCUACAUUUUACAAUAAUAACACACUUAGCAUAGGUUAGCUCCAAUUAUAAUGCGGUAUUUGACAUAGAUGUGCAUUUUUACUUUUAGGUAUUUAUUUAUUAUUUAAUUUAACUAUUUAAUUAUUUGCUCAUUUAAUAACAACUGCAGUCAUAUAAAUAAUUAUACUAAUUCUAAUUAAUAUAGUUAUGCAGUUGAAAUAAAUAAAUCAGAUUAUAUAUUUUUAUUUCCAAAACACUUCAUCAAACCAAAAUGAAUGUAUAUCUAAAUAUCAAAAAUAAAAUUUUCUUUAUUUAAAAUUAGGGCUGGACAAAAAACACCGCCUAACAUAAUUCGAACCAAUCCGAACCCAACAUAAAUACUGAAUGGAUCCUGUUUUACGGUAUUUUAUAGGUUUUAUCUAAAUCGAAUCCGAACCCAAAUGGAUAUCCGUAAAAACUUAAAAGUUCAAAAUUCCCAAAAAAACUUGUAUCAAACCGCAUCACAAUCUGUACCAAACCACAUCACAAUCUGUCGAACCCUAAUUGGUUUAUCUAUCCAGUUACAUAUUAUGGUAAAAACUAUAUUUGAGUUAAUUCAAUAAAUGGUUAAUUAAAUUAGGUAAAACUAGUGAGUCAGUUCAAUUUUUAAUUACAAAAAGCUGUAAAUAUUUCUUUAAAAUAAUUUGCCCUAAUUUGCUUAGCAAAUCUGCUAAAUAUAUUUUUUCCGAUCAAAAUUAUUUUGAUCUAUUUUGUUAUUUAAUUUUUUAAUCUAAAUUUAUUUUAUUAUAUUAUUUAACUAUAUUAUAUAUUCAAUAAUUAUUUUAUUAGUUUAAUAAUUAUUCAAUACCGCAAAUAUAUAUUGUUACCAAUCAAACAAUAUUUUGUACCACUAUUUACUUAAAACCGCAGUUGUACCGCACCACAUUCAAUUCCACACGAACUGCACUUGCACCGUACCGCACGAACUGCACUUGCAGCAUACCACACUUUAAUUCCAUAACGUUUUUAAUACCAAAUUUGCUGUCACCAUUCAAAUCCUAAGACUGCCAAAUCCGCAAGACUUAAUCAAUCAAAUAAAAAAAACAAAUCGAUUUAGAUAAUCUGCCUAUAUCUUUUAAAGAAGGCAAAUAUUGACUCUUAUCACGUUAGAUCUCAAGAAUGACUAGAAAAAAAAAAAACAAAACAAAACGCACUAUAUUAAACAGAGUUUGGAGUCUUUCAAUGAAAGAAGGUUGAUUAAAACAAAAGGAUUAUUCUAAAGUGGAAGUUAUUAUCCACAUACUGGAAGAAAAACUCCAGUACCGGAAUCUACAGUCGAAGAAGCAGUAGAAAGGUCUAACUAAAGUUGGAUUUAAACAAAUAAAACAAAAAGAGGGCUGGCGAUCCAGCGGGUGAUAAGUUUAAACAAAACUUAAAGAGAAGAUGGUGAUAAGUUUGUUAAGUUUCAUGGCCUUUCCAAUUUAAAACCAAUUGCAGGUACGUGAAGCGGUCAAGUCCUUAUAUAUUAAUUAUGUCUCUUUCAUAUUUCCAAUACGUGAUCUUAUCUCCAACAUCUUCUCUCGAGAUAAUAGUGUGUAUAACCAUUAAUCUCGACAUAAUCCAUUAUACCAACAAUGCUUCUUUUUUUAGCAAUCUCGGUAGAAUUAAUAUUUUGUAAGAUCAUGAAUUAGUGGGAUGACCGGACCACUGUCUGACCGAACUAAUGGGUCAGGAUGUCGGCUCGCUUUGUUAUCAUGAUAAGUUUCUUGAGCUCUCAACUUAAAACUUAUUGGUGGCAAGUAAAGUGAUCCAAGUUCCUUAUAUAUUACUUAUAUUCUUUUCAUAUUUCUAACUGGGAUCUUAUUUCCAAUAGAAGAAGUGUUUAGUUCUUGGGUUAUACUCACUAGGAGGCUAUUAUGCAAUAAAAAAAAUGUGAAGAAAUUACAUCUAAACCCGUAAAUAAAAAUUAUAGAUAUGUAACAAAGUUUUAAUCAAAACUGUGAUUUAAAAAUUUAUUAGGUGAUAUAUGUCACAUGAAUUACAUCUAAACCCGUAUCUCUGGUAUAUACUAUUAUAAUAUUAUUUGCAACAUGAUUUUUUUGCAUCUGAGCUUUCAAGUUAAAAAUUAGAGUGGUUAAUAUAAUUUAUAUUCUUAAUAAAUAAAAUAUAUAAAUUACCUACAAAAUUCAAAAUAAUUUAAAUUAUUUUGAUUAGAUAAGUGGUUAAAAUUAAUAAUAAUAAUUAUUAUUAUCCAAAAUCCAAAAACAUAUAUUAAAAUAAAAAGAUAAUUCCUAUAUAUACUGUAUUGUUAUUUAAAAAUAUUUUUUUAUAAAAACUUAAAAAAAAACAGAAAGAAAAAAUAACUUAAUGAAGUAAAAAAUUAUUACUUUUAUAUAUUGAAAAUGGAAUAUUGAGUGAUUUUUAAGAUUACCUAUUAAUAUUAAAUAAGUGUACAAAGAAAUUUCUUAAAAACUUAUACAUAAGAAUGUUCAAAUAAAAACAUAAAUAAUAAUUUGUUAAAAAGUAAAUAUAAUAAUAAUUUAUCAUUAUCAUUUUUUAAUUAGUAAAUAUGUAUUAAAGAAUAAUUACAAUGUUUAUGUCCACAUUGGCGGGCGAAAUACCUAAUACAUUAAAAAAAAACAACUAAGUAUUCAGAUUACUUAAAUAUCAUAAUCGGUUUUUUUAUAACGCUGAUUUAUUAUGACAUUACAUUGAUGAGAAAGAUUACAUAGAUGAUUCGACAACCGACAAUACUACCUGCUUUAUGAAGAUCUACGCCUAACUGCAUCAUCUGAGCCGUCCUAUGAAGAUCUAUUUAUGGCCAGAUUUUCUUCUGUAGUCUGCAUUAAUAAAUCGUUCUCUCCGGGACUUGAAACCUGGAUUCCUGUAAUCUGCAAGAAAUUGCAUAGUUUGGGAUUCGAACCUCAGACCUAGGUGUAAAAGCUUUUAAACCCUAACCAGUAAGUUACGGUGCUUCCACGUAUUAUAAUCGGUUUAAUCAAAAAAAAUUAAUAAUCAAUAUACUAGCUAAAUUAUAAUAGAUAUGUUGUUUUGUCUCUUUCAGUUUAAAGGCUCAUGAUCUUUCCAAUAUCAUUAGACGGAGCCUAUUGUUAUGGUAAGUGGUGGCUGUGCCUUCAGCCUUUGAUCGUUCACUGACAAAAAAAAACCAUUGUAAUGCCGAGAACCACAAAAUUAGGGACCUUCUAAUAUGUUCACACUUCGCAAUGUAGUGAUUUAAUUCAUGAUAACUACUGCUUAACCAACAUCGUGCUUAGAAAAUUAUAACUAUUGUAAUCAUUAUCUAAAAUUUUAAAAUUGAAAUACAAAAUUUAAACAACUCUCGUUUCACCUUGAUACUUAUCAACUUGUGCCAUUCAAUCUUAGCAAUAAAAAAAUAUCGGUGAAGCCUUCAUUAAUAGAUCUAGCUGAAGCCCAUUAAAAGUAUGAUGAUCAAAUAUAAUUUAUUUAAAUAACUAUGGUCGAUCCGUGCUACGCGCGGAAUUUUAUUUUUGUUAGUUUAAUUAUGUUCAAAUUACGAUGAAACAAAAAAGAAUUCAUGUUCAAAUUGUUUUUUGUGUUAAGACUUAGGUUAUACAAUCAUUGUUACUCGUUACUCAUGUGAAAUAUUUGUUUAUAUAAAAUAUUAUUAUAUUCAAUAUCAUAUUCGUUGUCGAUAAAUUUUUGUAACAUUAUGAUAGUUACAAUUGUUUGAAUAGAGUAAUGUUAGAUAUUAAUUUUUGUAAACUAAUUUUUGAAGUAUACUUACAUUGAUUAUGUAAUAGUUAUUACUUGUACUUUUCUAUAAUUUCCACACAAAAAUAUGUGAUUCACUCUUUUUCUGCAUGAGUUUUAAUAAAAUGUGUAAAAUAUCAUGAAUUAUUUUAAAUGAAAUUCUCUAUUUAUGUUUGAAACUUAUAUAUUUUAAAUUGUAGUAUAUAUUUUAUAAAAGAAAAUUAUUUUGACUAAAUUUUCCUCAAUCUAAAGUUUAAUAAUGCAUUGUACUCAGUAGUUCAAAAACAUUGAGCUAUACUUUAGAGCAUUAUGUAUAGUAACUCAAACUGUAUUGUUUUAUUAUAUUAUAUAAUUUUUUUCAAACUUAUUUUUUCCUUAUGUAUUAAUUUUCGGUUAAAGUUUUUUAUUAUUAUUUUAUUAAUUCUCUAAAUUUAUCUUGGUGAACAUAAAAUGAAAUAAAAUUUGGUGAAUUAGUAAUUUUUAUUUGUAUUGAUCUGAUGAAACGCGAAAAUUAUAAUGUAAAUUGAUUUCUCUUUUUAUUGUUCUUAUUAAUUUGCUCUUUUUAUUCAUAAGUUUUAUAUAUUUUUGCAUUAUUGUAUGUAUUUUCAAUUAAUUUAGAUGAUGACUAAAUUUUAGUUAAAUUCAACCUAAUUUAACUAAAUUUUAAUUUUUUGUUUGUUAUAUUUUGUAUGUUUUUGUUUUCAAAUUUAUUAUGAUUAAAAAUUAUGUUUUGAUUUUAAAUUAAUAAUUUAUUAUGGUUUUUGAUAUAUUUUAAAUAAUUUCUCUAAAGUUAAAUUUGGUAAGAAAAGAAGAAAAUUUUCCAAGAUUUUCUUUUUCCUUUUUGUUACCCUGAGUUCAAUGAAACAUAAAAAAAAAAAUUGUUUUCUAUUUUGUUUUUUAUGAAGGUUUUAUGUAUUUUGAAAUUUGUGUAUUUUUAAUUAUAUUAUGUAGUUAAUAAAUUAGCAUAUAUUCUCAGUAUGAUAAGUCCAAAAAAGUUGAUUGAAAAUAAACUACUAAUUACAAAAGAUUUAUAGGUUAUUAAAUAUUUUAUUAAUAGAUUUUAUCUAUAUACUAAAAUGAUGUAAAAAAUAUGAUAUAAUUAUUUUAAAAUUUGUAUUGACAAGUCAAAAUGGCCUAGUGCAAUUCUUGUUAGGUGGAAAGAUAUUUAUAUAAAAAAUUCACAUAUCAAUUUUACAUUUCACUGUAAACGGCAUCACCAGAAAAGAGUAAAUCCUUCUUUAUAUAUAAAAAUAUUCAGAGCUGGGCCAUGCUUCCAUAAAAAUUAUAAUUUCAAAUAGAUUAUAUACGUAUAAAUCUUUUAGUCAUCAUAUAAAGCCCAUAUUAGUUUUGUUGUUUUAUUAAUUUAGAUGGAUUAAACAACAUAACAAAUUAGUGGCCUAGUAAAUUUUUUUAAAAUCUAUACUAUACUAAAAGCCCUAUAUACUCAAUGGUGAGGCUGCCACGUCACCAAAAAUAAUCAGCCAAUGAGAGAUAACAUUUUUGCCAUGUCACUACUGCUUCCGGAAAAUGAAGCUCGAAACUAGACUUCCUUUUGGGCUGUCCCUACAUUUACGUACGGCCCAUAUCAAGUCCAAUAUUGCCUAGCUCUAACUUUGUCUGAAGCAUCUAGAGUUCAUCUUCCCGUCUCUUCCACUUCGUCUUCAACUCCGUUACUGCAAGCUCCUAUCAAUCAUUUAUGCUCUUUAAAUGUCUUCUCUAUUGUAAAUACCAAUUUAUCCAUUAAUCCAAGCAUUUAUGAAUUCUCCAUCACUAUUUCUACUCUCUCGCAUUAAAGUGGAAUUAGCAUCCUCCACCGUAGCUCCGCAUAUAAAUGGGUUCGUUGCCUGCGUUGGUAUUAUACGGUUUCUUUGAACACUCAGACUCCCAUUUCUUAAAUAAAAAUCAUGACAACAAAUCAGUGAUUAUAGUGACUAAAUGCCAGGUAGAAAAAUGGUUUUCAGAAAAUUACUACAUUUUCAUGUAAAACCUAAGAUACCAGAAUUGAUGAAAGUUAGGACAAAGAUUAUGUCAAGAGAUACAAAAUCAUAUAUAUAAAGAUAAAUAGAGAAUUAAUAUCAAUAUAUCGACCCUCAUAAUAAUUAAAAGAAAAUUAAUUUCAAAUUUAAUGUAUAUUUUUAUUUAUAAAAUAUUGGUAUUAACUAUAAAUAAUUUUAUACAUUUAGAAUAUUUCCACCCCUACCUAUUUCUUAUUAUAAAUUAGCAAAAUAACAAAUAAAAUUUAAAAUUAGAUAAAAAUACAUAAUAAAGGCCAAUACCAUAAUAUAACCUAAAAUGUAUAAAUUUCAAGAAUAAACAAUGCAAUAUUAAUGAAUUACAGUAGUUAAAAUGAGAUAAUUUGAGAACAAAUGGUUGCAGAAAGUUUAAAACAAACCAAAUAAAUAUAGAAAUAAUUGUAACACAUUAAAACUAAAAAUGAAAUUUAAAAAACACAAUAUCAGCAAAACGAAAUACAAUGUGAAUAGGAAAAUUGUCAAAUACACCACAUUCAUAAUGCCACUUUUCAUAUUUACACUAAUUAUUUUUACCUUCAUUUUUAAAAAAGAAAAAAAGACAUUUAUAACCAUAGAGUUAACUAAUCUAGACUUGGAGUUUAUAGUUGACGGAUGGGGUAGAGUUUUUGGAGUGUGAAAUUUAGGAUUCUAAUAAAUAUAUAAAUAAAUACUUAAAUAAUAUAAAAAACUUUUAGAAAAUAGUUUCAAAAAUCAUUUCAGUUUUCAAAAAUUCAAAAAAAUAAGUUCGAAUUUUAAAAGUAUAAUUUGAAACAUAAAUUUAUUUAUUUAUUUAUUAUAUAUAGAGAAAAUAAAUGUAUAAGAGUCUUUUGACUCUUAAUAAAGAACAUAUUUUUCAAGAUGUAUCUUUAUUAGUGGUAAACAUGAAUAAUUAUACCAAAAAAAUGGUAAACAUGAAAAUUUUCCAUGUGAAUAACACAAAUAUCAAAGUCAUACAACAUAAUCACAAAACAAACACAUCUUCUUUGACAUAUUUCAAAAUAAAGUAAUACACUACUAUCACUAAUCAAUUAUCAUAUGGAUCAAAACAAAUUUUAAAUUCAUUAGAAACUAAAACAUAAGAACCCGGCGCUGAACCCGGCGCGUAGCGCCGGAAUGCCACUAGUGUCCAUAAAACCAAGUACCUAACUCAAAGAGUUGGACAUUCGGAUUUUUUUUUGUGAGAAAACUUUUGUUUUAUCAAUGGUUUUAUCACUUUGUGUUUGAAAGUAUUUCUAUAAGUUUGUUUUUAUUAGUAUUUCUUUGUUGUGUAGCAUAUUGGUUUUUAUUUUGUUUCAAACUUCCAAAAUUUCAGGGCCAACCUUGUAAAUAUAUUGUUUAUUUUUUAUGACAUCAAACGGCUAUUCUAUUACUUAAAUUUGAGUUAGUCUUGGUAACCAAACCGAAAUAGAACAAUCAAUGUAACAAAUCACUUGACAACAAUUUCGUUUUGCUCCCUUGGAAUGUACGGAAUCUUGAAUUCCGGAAAGCGUAUCUGAUGAGUCUAAAUCACCUGCAGCUCUUUGAGAAACUUGGCCAAACUUGUGUUUCUUUUAUCAUUGCAAUUAGCUCUUUGCAACCCGUCCAAAACUUUUGCAGGACCGGGCCUGAAAAAUAUUGGCCCACAAGCAAGAAAAUAUUUUUGGCCCUUUUGUUUCAUAAAAACAGUGAAAAUAUUGAAAAUGCAGCUGGGAGAUUUGAUCCCGGGUCAAGUUCCACAGUGAGAGCAAAGUUACCAGUAGAGCUAUAUGGUUUCUUUGUUCAUUAUUGGCCCUUAAAACAUAUAUAUAUUUUUUCGGGCCCCAAGCACAUGCUUUAUGGGCUUCUAUUCAGGCCCGGCCCUGAACUUUUGACACGUCGAGUGUUGUAGCAUGCUUUCCAUAGCCCAUCUCAAUGUUUCUAUUUCUGUGUGCAACGAAUCUUCUCGCCUUCUUAGAUUUUGCGUCUCCAUUAAUUGAAUUUUCCCCAUACUACCCUUUCAAACUCAUCCACACUAGUGUAUUGAUCUGUAGAGGUCAUCAAUGAACCAUCUAUCAUACAAAUAUUACACAAACUUAGGACUUGGGGUUCAUCAAUAAAUUGUACUAGUGGAGUAAGAUAUUGUCUCAUUUGCAUUGAAUCAAUUUUGGCACUCAUUCUCUGCAUAUAUAUCUGACAAGUUCGAGAGGGUCUUUGUCUAUAUAUCUAAAUAUACUUUCUGCAUAUCUGUAUGUAUAUAUUGUUUAUAUAAAAAGCUUUUUGUCAACGUAGACAUUUAAAGCAUCGUGUAAGUAGCCAUUGUAGAAUGACAAUGACGCCAAGAAAUUUGGAACUCAAAAUCUGUGACUCAUUAAUUAGUACCAAUGAUAGGUAAAAAAAAUUUGCCUGUCUCUUUUUUCUUUGUCAGCUUUUGUUUUCACCUAUCUCUACAUAACGUUAAAGUCUCAUCCUAUUUUUCAUCUGGUACAUCAAAUUCUCUUAACCACGAGACAUUCGUUUUCCAUUUUCCCAAAAUAAAAAAUACCCACUCAAAAGUCAAAACAAAACAAAACAAAAUUUGCAACAUUUAAUUUGAACUUUAUUCAAAAUGACUUCGCAUGUUGAAGAAAUUGAAGAAGAGGAAAUAUCAAAAAUUGAGAAAGGCAAAGGCAAAGAUUGCCAUCGAGGAAUCGAAACAGUCAUUUGUACUUCUCCCACCACUGUUUGCCUCACUCAGAAGUUGAUAGCAGAGAUGAUUGGGACGUAUUUCUUAAUAUUCGCUGGAUGUGGGGUGGUGGUAGUGAAUGUGUUGUACGGUGGAACAGUGACAUUUCCAGGGAUAUGUGUUACUUGGGGUCUCAUUGUUAUGGUCAUGAUUUACUCUACAGGUCACAUUUCCGGUGCCCAUUUUAAUCCUGCCGUGACCCUCACUUUUGCCGUGUUCCGGCGGUUCCCCUGGUAUCAGGUACCAUUGUAUAUAGGUGCACAACUUACGGGAUCGUUACUAGGGAGUUUGACACUGAAACUAAUGUUCCAUGUGACACCAGCAGCUUACUUUGGAACAAUUCCGUCUGAUUCAGCGGCACAAGCGCUCGCUGCUGAGAUCAUUAUCUCAUUCCUCCUUAUGUUUGUUAUCUCCGGCGUUGCCACUGAUAAUCGAGCGGUCGGAGAAUUAGCUGGAAUUGCGGUGGGGAUGACUAUAAUGUUGAACGUCUUCGUGGCUGGACCGGUUUCGGGAGCAUCGAUGAAUCCAGCAAGAAGUCUAGGACCAGCGAUAGUGAUGGGAGUGUAUGAUGGACUUUGGAUUUACAUUGUUGGUCCUCUUGUCGGAAUUAUGGCCGGAGGUUUUGUUUAUAACCUUAUAAGAUUUACGGAUAAGCCACUUAAAGAGCUUACUAGGAACGGUUCUUUUCUCCGUUCUGCUUCUCCAAAACACAAAACAUCUACUUCUAAAAGCUAAUAUUUUGUACUCUCUUGGUCAUAUCUUAUUUUGUCAAACUUUUCCUCUUGGAUACUUGUAUAUGUUAUAUAUUAAAACAGAAUUCACAACCUUGAUUCAUGUGUGAUAUUUUUAAAAAUAAACC
Molecule: messenger RNA, 10744 nt
Organism: Brassica rapa (field mustard)
Lineage: Eukaryota; Viridiplantae; Streptophyta; Magnoliopsida; Brassicales; Brassicaceae
Product: putative aquaporin NIP4-1
Biological process (GO): transmembrane transport
Cellular component (GO): membrane
Molecular function (GO): channel activity
Source: RefSeq, a predicted model, not a curated record